AUGGCUCCGACAUUGGCUUUGCUGGUCCUUUGUCAAGUAGCUUUAUACACAACUGUAACAUCCAAGAAAGUGUGUGGCCGACCUCUUGUCACUGACGGGAUUGAAGAGUUGACCUUAAAACAUGUGUACGAAGUUGGAGAAGAGGUGACCCUCACAUGUGAACAGGGGUACUUGCCUUCAACAGCGACCCCUCGACAGAUGACCUGUACUACCACAGGAGAAUGGACGCAGUCAGACCUGGCAUGCGCCCCUAAAAUGUGCCCAAUCCCGGGACCUCUGCAGCCAUUAGCAAUGGGGAGGACAGAAGCUCCAUUCAAGAGUGUGCUCAACUACACAUGUGAUGACGGGUACGUCAUGCAAGGAGCCAAUGAGAGCAGGUGUUUGCAUGAUGGUACCUGGAGCAACCCACCACCUCUCUGCAAAGCUGUGAACUGUCAGCUGCCCAGGCCACCUACAAAUGGAAAAAUUGCCCAUGAUAAGCCAGUUACUGGAAGCACCACCAUGUAUGGGCAAGGCUGGACAUACGAGUGUAACCCACCUAAGGCACCAAGUUAUGAGAGGGGAUACUGCAUGGCUGAUGGAGGAGCAACUGAGCCACCGGUGUGCCGAGAGGUGAGCUGUGCCAUCCCACCAAGCAUACCAAAUGGCUUCAUCACCUUUGCUGUGAUGAGACAACAUGGCUACAAGGAAAAGGUUAAGUACGCCUGUAAUGAGCACUAUCAUCUGGAUGGUGAUGCUGAGAUACAGUGCCAAAACACAGGAAACUGGUCUUCCAAGCCAGUGUGUAGAGCUCCCUGCAAAGUUGGCAUCAAAAGAGGUCGUAUCUUCUACAAUGCCAAGAAGCUCUGGAUUGCGGACCUGAACCCCAACAGAGUCCUCCAUGGAGAACAUGUUGUCUUCUAUUGCCUGAACAAAGCUGAGAGGUGUGGCUACCCUGUGACCACCACCUGUAACGAUGGAACGCUGCCCAUCCCAGAGUGCUUCAAUGAACCAGGCAAGGUGGAGUACACCUUAAGGCCCAAAACCCUUCCAUCAGAAAUCCCAAUGUGUGUUUCUUCACCCCCUACAAUCCCCACAAGCCCUGCAAGAUCGGCAUAACUUUGCCCAGAAUGACCUGAAA
Molecule: messenger RNA, 1120 nt
Organism: Cottoperca gobio
Lineage: Eukaryota; Metazoa; Chordata; Actinopteri; Perciformes; Bovichtidae
Product: beta-2-glycoprotein 1-like
Exons: 8
Coding region: 1-1098 (365 amino acids)
Source: RefSeq, a predicted model, not a curated record